GACCUGGCGGGGGUGCUGCUGCACCUGUCGCGGCGCUUCCCGCACGGCACCCGCCUGCGGGCCCUGCGGCAGCACCUGCGCUCGGCGUGCGCCGCGGCGCAGCUCGGCGAGGAGGCGUACGCGAGCGCCUCCCUGGCCAACGUGUUCGAGCCUGGCGUGGUGAAGGACCUCUUCCCAUCGGAGGACCAGGACACCGCCACUCCUCCGAGGUGA
This is a messenger RNA of Prorocentrum cordatum, 213 nucleotides long. The record is from the annotation of a GenBank genome assembly. Lineage: Eukaryota; Dinophyceae; Prorocentrales; Prorocentraceae.